Molecule: messenger RNA, 1799 nt
Organism: Rubroshorea leprosula
Lineage: Eukaryota; Viridiplantae; Streptophyta; Magnoliopsida; Malvales; Dipterocarpaceae
Source: the annotation of a GenBank genome assembly
GAAGCAGUCAUUUUCCCACUCCAAUUACCAAACCCUAAUUGCACAACUCCGAACCACUCGCUCUGUCCUGCCACCGAACGCCGACGAUGUCGACCCUCCUGCUGGAUCUAAUCGUCGACAUACUCAGCAGGUUGCCCGUCAAGGAUCUCCUUCGCUUCAGGUGUGUCUCUAAAACAUUCCGUUCUCUCAUUGACAGCUCCGAUUUCGUCAAGCUUCACCUCAACCGCUCCGUCACCUCCCACAUCAAUCAAACACUCAUCCUCAGCAAGCACGAUCUGCGCGUAGCGGAUCUAGCUUCUCUCAAUUCCUUCUCCGGACUCGAACAUCCUUUGAUGGGUGACGAUCUCAAUAUCCUGGGUUCUUGUAAUGGGUUGCUUUGCAUAUCUAAUAUAUUAGAUGAUAUGGCUAUAUGGAAUCUUUCCAUGAAAAAGUACAUAAUGUUGCCCAGUUUGUCACUUGGGUCUUAUGAUUUGUAUGUUUUUGGAUUUGGGUAUGAUUCUGUCAAUGAUGAUUACAAAGUUGUGAGGAUUACGCAGUCUGGUGGGAAGGAGGGUAAGCCUCUUGAAUCAGAAGUUAAGGUUUUGAGCAUGGGGAGAAAGGGGUGGAGGAGGAUUGAAGAUAUACCUUAUGUUCUUCCUUGUCCUGGAGCAAAUGGAGUUUUUGCCUCUGGUUCCUUACACUGGGUUGUGAGUUAUAAAGAUGAGCCUUCAGAUGAGAAUGUAAUUGUUGCUUUGGAUGUGGGGCUUGAGGAGUACAGAGAAGUGCCGCAACCGGAGUAUACUGAUAAUAAGAAGUUCAGGUUAGAUGUGGGGGUUUUGGGAGGGUGUUUGUGUUUGAUGGCUAAUUAUCUAUCUCAUGUUGAUUUGUGGGUGAUGAGGGAAUAUGGGGUGAAGGAGUCUUGGAGUAAACUGCUUUCCCUUGCAUGUGAUGAUGUGGUUGGUUCUUUGAGGUCAAUGAAGCCUUUAGCUUACUCAAGGAGUGGGGAUCAAGUUCUUUUGGAACAGGAUAACACAAAUCUUGUUUGGUAUGAUCUCAAGAUGAAGAAAGCCAAAAAUGUUAGUGCCAGUGGUAUGCCGUAUUUUUAUAAAUCUGAGAUUUGUCUGCAAAGCCUUGUUUCCGCUGAUGUGAAGAAGAUAAAUGAUGCAAGGAGGCAGCAAAAGGGAGAGGAUAAAAAGAAGGAUGAUUUCUUGUCGGUAGGGUUCAAAUUGGUAUUGUAGUUCAGCAAAAGGAAGAACAGAAGCAGUAAGGAGAAUGGUUAUUUAGUGAAUUCUACCAUGUCAAUCCUAAUCAGUUCUCUACAGCUGCAGUUUUUCCUUCAUGUUUAUUGCCGGAGCUGAGUCAACUUGUGUGUACAAGUUGAUACUGAGUUGACUAACCCUACCAGAAGUUUGGGAGCAGGGAAGAAUUUCUCAGGGAGUCGAACACUUUGUGCACUGCAGGUACCUGUGGAGGAUGGACAACAUGACUUUUAUUUUUCAACUCAAGUAGCAAAUGCUGCAGUUCAUUGAAAAUCCGAAUGCCUUUCUAUGCCUUUCAAGCUUCCGAGUCAUCUUUGCUUGGUGUCAUUUAGCUCUGUUGUAUUGUAUGUAGCGGUUGCUUAUAAUAAGAUGUUGUCAUUCGAAAAGCACAUGCAAGGUUAGAUUAUCUUUUGUGUUAAAUCUUGUUUGUUCUAUAAAAAAGGGUUGAUGACCUACUGUUUGUUGAUCUUGGUUAGCCUUUUAUUGGCAUGUCUUCAUGUUCUUAAGCAAGAAGGAAAUAGGAUGAAACAGAACUUGAAAUUUCCGGAAAAUGUUUCCUCG